Molecule: messenger RNA, 988 nt
Organism: Solea solea (common sole)
Lineage: Eukaryota; Metazoa; Chordata; Actinopteri; Pleuronectiformes; Soleidae
Exons: 6
Coding region: 242-844 (200 amino acids)
Biological process (GO): positive regulation of natural killer cell mediated cytotoxicity; immune response-activating cell surface receptor signaling pathway
Source: RefSeq, a predicted model, not a curated record
UUCCAUUUAGCUGAGUGUACACAAACGCAACAUCGUUAACGUGGGCAGGAACAGCUGAGCUUUUGGAUGAACGUUAAAGUCCAGCUUUUCAGGCCGGAAACGGAUCCACUGCUGCCUCUAAAGCUUGGGACCAGCACAGGGAGUACACUGGAUGUGGCUGGGGUCAAUUUAGAGUUACCAACCCGGACGUUGACCUGAUGGGGACUCAAUCCGGGCAACCUUUUGUCCACAAGGUGUUUUAAUGGCAGGUGCCAGUGCUGUGACCCAGACUUCUGGUGUUUCUGUCACUGAGGGAGAGACCGUGAACAUCACCUGCUGCUACACUCACAAGGAUUCUGAUCAAAUUAGAUUCUUCUGGCUGAAAAAUCAGACAGAAAUGGAGAACAAUACUAGUGUGGUGAAGAAUCAAUAUCCAUUCUGUGCAACUCUGACCCUUUCAAAUAUCACAGGAGAGGAUUCAGGGACAUACAUUUGCAAGGUGACUUUGGAGAUACCAUCUUUUAAGACUCUUUUUGGAAAUGGUACAGUCAUCACAGUGACGUCUACAGGCAGCUCAGGUGGACAUACUAAUAAGAGUCCAGACCAUUCCAUCAUGAUGAUAACUGCUGCGGCUGUGGGGUUUCUCCUGCUCCUCCUCAGCGCGCUCUACUGUUUCUGUUAUCUGCGACUCAGAAAAGCACAAGCUGCCAGGGUGAUCUACGAGGUUCCCCACUUUGACUCUGAGGAGGCAGAGAUGGACAAACACAACACCGGCUCCUCCACAGAAUCCACUCAGUGGUGUGAGGUUCCCGUGUAUGAAUCCUUUGAUUACUUUGAACAUACACAGAACAAAGAGAGCGGGUGAGGAAUGGCGGCAGCAACAUUUUCCCACUCACUUUUCCUCAUGUAAAUUAUGUACAUAUUUAUUUUCUUUAUCACAAACGGCUUUACAUAUGAAUGUAAAUAUGUUUAUACUGUUCUAUAAAGCAAAUCUUUAGUUCAACAAUGA